UCCCCAUCUCUCUCUCUCUCUCUCUCUCUCUCUCUCUCUAGCUGUGCUUAGCCUGUACCCCUGUGUAACCCAAUACCCAACCCUCUCUUUCUUCUUUCUUUUAUGAUUCUUUGUUCUCCCUCUCUUUCUUUCUCCUCCUUCCCCGGCUCUAUAAAUCCUGUAGAGCCCUUCCUCUUUUAACCUUCCUUCCUUUCAUUUCCUUUCCUCCCCUAAUUUCGCUUCAACCCCUCUUCUCAAUUUUCUCUCCACACUCUCUUAUGAGUAUUAUCCUCUCCUUCAUGCUAGUCUAGAUUUCUUUCUCUCCAGACUCACACCUGAACCACCUUAACUCAUCACUCUUAGCUUCAAGGUCUUGUGCGUUGACGUUUUCAAAGAUGAAUCACUGUGCGAUUCAGCAGAACAACGCGUGCGAAGAGAUGAGGAAUUUGAGAGACGCCGUCGUUUGUCCCAAGCCUCGCCGUUUGAGGAACGCUGUCCUUCACGAGCCCGUCAGAUCUUGUCGAUGGCUUCUAGGCCACCAAGCUGAGCUGAGUGAUGGGAGAGCAGGGUCAGAUCUUUUGGAAAAUCUCCUUACCAAGGGUUCUUAUGGUGUUGAACAAUUUUACUGUACAGAAAUAGCGUCGGCGCACCCAUUUUAUAGCGGGUCACCACCGAGCAGAGUAGCUAACCCACUAAUUCAGGAUGCUAGAUUUGGGGAUGAGAAGGUCAUCUCAUCAUCACCACUGUCACCUACCCCUCCCCCUUCAGGUCUGUCAUUGUCUCCAUCAUCAACUGCAAGGAAAGUAGGUUGUGUUCGGGCCAAUUUUGGAAGCAAGCCAGCAGUGAGGGUUGAGGGGUUUGAUUGCCUUGAUAGGGAUCGGAGAAACUGUAGAAUCCCUACCCUGGCAUAGAGCUAAAUUCAGGCGAUAAACAAUGAAGAAGGUACAUAAAUUGAGAUUAAGCUAAAGUUUGCUAUAGACAGUUACAGAACUUGGAUAGUGAGAGAGGUAAUUUUGAAAUUCUCAAUCGAGAAUGAAGGAGAUCCUUCUGCCUUUUGUAAAUAUGUUUGAGAGAUUUGUGUAAAUGAGAUGUGUCAUGUAAGUAAAUCAGAUGUUGACCAAAUAAACAGAGGGGGUCUUAGGUCCAUUUUUAGGUGAGGUUUAUGAGGGAGUGGAAUCUGGUUUGAGAAGAGUCUGUGCACCACCCUCUUGUAUUGUAAAUAGUAAGAGUCUGGUGGGAAAGUUUUCUUUCUGUUACCAUUUAGGUCUUUUGGGCUUCCAAUGAGCGGCUAAUGAAGUGAAUCUGUACAAAUGUAGUUGCUGUUGAGUCGAUGUAAACAGUCAUUUGGAAUGUAAAUAUACCAUUUGUGUUCUAGUCU
Fragaria vesca subsp. vesca is the source of this 1357-nucleotide messenger RNA. RefSeq lists its product as uncharacterized. The transcript has 4 exons. The record is from RefSeq and is a predicted model, not a curated record. The coding region runs from base 375 to 890 and encodes 171 amino acids. NCBI's taxonomy places the organism in Eukaryota, Viridiplantae, Streptophyta, Magnoliopsida, Rosales, Rosaceae.